AUGGCUGUAAGGUAUUCAGGUCCCCAUGGGAACGUAGCUUUUGCAAGUUGCCAGGAGAGGAAAGUGUUCCCGACCCACUAUGCUCCUAAUCGCUUGGGCAACACGAUGUCAUAUCAGCGAAACUCACAUCUUGGCCCUGGCUGCUAUGACAAUCACGAGAUUUAUACCUUCGCGCAUGAUAUACAAAAGAGACCAGAGAGUAAUAAAGGAUACGUUAUUGCUGCAAGGACUGCUGCACGAUUUAUUCCCAACACUCAGACAAUCGUACUUUCACCUCAGAAGUAUCAGCCGGAUAACACUCGGCCUAAGGUAUUCAUUCCCAACAGAACACCCUUCAACAGCACCAAUCUGAGGUUCAGGACUAAGUCUGUUGCUGCUGACUGCAAUCCAGGCCCUGGGGCAUACACUCCAGAGGUUUCUUGCAGCAAGAAAGUGUCCUGGCCUAUGAAGUUUGGUUCUCCAGACUGGGCUAGACUGUCUAAGCCAGAGAGGAGAGCACUCAGGGUGGAGCUCCCUUGUGACAAGGAGUUUCAAAAGCAGAGGACCAGAGAAGCAUACCUCAGUCUAUUUUACUCCUGA
Messenger RNA from Osmerus eperlanus (European smelt), 579 nucleotides. RefSeq names its product ciliary microtubule-associated protein 3-like. Bases 1 to 579 code for a protein of 192 amino acids. The transcript is spliced from 6 exons. Gene Ontology annotation, molecular function: cytoskeletal protein binding. Gene Ontology annotation, biological process: regulation of cell projection organization. Lineage: Eukaryota; Metazoa; Chordata; Actinopteri; Osmeriformes; Osmeridae. The record is from RefSeq and is a predicted model, not a curated record.